AUGAAGGCAUGGAUCAUCAGCGCGCUGGUGGGCGCUGCCUGCUUGGCCAUCGGCCUCCUGCUGGGGCAUUUUGCCAUCCCGAAGGACGGGGGCACGGUGCAGGGAGAGGUUGCCACCCAGGACAUCGAUGAGGAGCUGCUCCAGAGCUUCAUGGACCAGAUCGACCCCCGGAAGAUCGAGGAGAACCUGAGGGUCCUCACCAAGAAGCCACACAUGGCCACCAGCGCAGGAGACAUAGAUCUGGUGAAGCUGCUGCUGGACAGGUGGAGCGACCCCGACUCGGGACUGGACGAGGCCAAGAAGGUGACGUACAAUGUACUGCUGUCCUUUCCGCAGAAGGCCAAGCCCAACUCAGUGACUGUGGUCUCCCCCAGUGGGACAGAACUCUUCAGGUCUCGUGUAAAGGAGGUGAAUUACACCCAGGAUCAACUGGACCCAGAUGUGGUGCAGCCCUUUGCUGCUUUUGCGCCUAACGGAACAGCGAAGGGUAAGCUGGUGUACGCCAACCAUGGGAGCAUGGCGGACUUCCAGCACCUGAUUCAGAAACAUCACAUUGACCUCAACGACACAGUGGCCAUCGUCAAGUACGGAGGCACGGGCCGGGUGGACAAGGCCAUCAAUGGAGCCCACUUCGGGGUGGUGGGCAUCAUCGUCUACACGGACCCGGCGGACAUGAACGACGGCAAAGUUAGCGAUGUGAACGAGACCUACCCCCACUCCUGGUAUCUCCCGCCCUCCGGUGUCGAGCGGGGAUCGUACAAGAAAUACUUCGGUGACCAGCUGACCCCCUACUACCCUGCGAAAGACUAUACAUUCAGACAGAAGGAAUCCGACGUCAAGGGCCUCUCGCCCAUUCCCGCCCAACCAAUCGGCUUUGAGGAUGCCCGUCAGCUGAUCUGUUCCCUGGGUGGAGAUGUAGCCCCGAUCCAGUGGCAGGGCGGACUCGGCUGUACGUAUCGACUGGGACCCGGAUUCGCAAGUCAGAGCUCCUUCCAGGCCAGCGACGUGCAGGUCAGCGUCUUCAACCAGCGGGAGGUGAGACCGGCAGACAACGUGAUCGGAAUUAUCCGCGGGAACGUGGAGCCAGACCGCUAUGUCCUCUACGGGAACCACCGCGACAGCUGGGUGCACGGCGCCAUCGACCCCAGCAGCGGAACGGCAGUGAUGCUGGAGAUCAGCAGGGUCCUGGGCAAGAUGGUGAAGGAGGGGAAAUGGCGUCCGCGACGCUCGAUCAUAUUCGGCAGCUGGGGCGCGGAGGAGUUUGGGCUCAUCGGCUCCACGGAGUGGACGGAGGAGUUCUACCGGAUACUGACCCAGAGGGCAGUGGCCUACAUCAAUGUCGACAUCGCUGUGUUUGCCAACGCCACGCUACGGGCCCUGGGAUCUCCCGUUGUGCAGAAGGUGGUUUUUGACGCAGCAAAAAAGGUCCCGGCGCCCGGACACGCAGAUCUGACCGUCUACAGUAACUGGAUAAAGUACUCCAACCGGACGAGUGCCCAGCACGGCCUCAUCCCCUCCAUGACUUCCCUGGGCUCAGGCAGUGACUACGCCUCCUUCUUCCACUACCUGGGCAUCAGCUGCAUGGACAUCGCCUACACCUUCGACAGGUCCGCGACCAGUGCUCGGAUUUACCCGGCCUACCACACCGCGUUUGACACCUUUGACUACGCUUCUCGCUUCAUCGACCCAGGGUUCAGCAGCCACCAAGCCGUGGGCAGGACAGCAGGGAAUGUUCUCCUGAGGUUGGCAGACAGCGCUCUCCUUCCGCUAGACCCCGGUGACUACGUGGAGGCCAUCCGGGAACUCUUAGGGACCGCAGAGAAGGAGCUGGGUUCCCAGCUGGACAAGCAGAAAAUCUCCCUGGAACCCCUGCAGAAAGCAGUCGAGCGACUGAACAGCCAGUAUCAAUCGUUCAGCAAGCGUCUCGCCCAGCUGGAGGACCUCCGCAAGAGACCCCUGGAGCUCCGGAGGGUAAAUGAUCAGCUGAUGCUUCUGGAAAGAUCAUUCCUCGACCCCAACGCCUUCCCAGACCAGCGCUACUACCGCCAUGUCCUCUACGCCUCGCGGAGCUCUCCCGUGCGGACAUUCCCGGGGCUGGCCGACGCCGUGCAGCAGGCCCUGGCAUCACCGGAACCUUCCGCCUGGGACGCUGUCCGAAGACACCUGACCAUCCUCAUCCAUGCGCUGGACAGUGCGGCCUCCACCCUCGACGGUCCACUGCCCGACUAACGGACCGGGCAAUUCCCCUCGCCCCGUGCUCCCUCGCUGCGUAACUCCCUCACGAAGCCGGCCAUCCCGUCACGGUAG
Molecule: messenger RNA, 2307 nt
Organism: Hypanus sabinus (Atlantic stingray)
Lineage: Eukaryota; Metazoa; Chordata; Chondrichthyes; Myliobatiformes; Dasyatidae
Gene: naaladl1
Product: N-acetylated alpha-linked acidic dipeptidase like 1
Exons: 19
Coding region: 1-2229 (742 amino acids)
Molecular function (GO): carboxypeptidase activity
Source: RefSeq, a predicted model, not a curated record